This is a messenger RNA of Culex pipiens pallens (northern house mosquito), 1095 nucleotides long. It is a transcript of the gene PI31, whose product is annotated as proteasome inhibitor PI31 subunit. Gene Ontology annotation, biological process: proteasome-mediated ubiquitin-dependent protein catabolic process. Gene Ontology annotation, molecular function: endopeptidase inhibitor activity; proteasome binding. Lineage: Eukaryota; Metazoa; Arthropoda; Insecta; Diptera; Culicidae. The coding region runs from base 101 to 922 and encodes 273 amino acids. The transcript is spliced from 3 exons. The record is from RefSeq and is a predicted model, not a curated record.
UCUUGCGGCGGUUGACUGGAGUGUGGAAUUCAUUUUUGUGCAACUUUGUGCUGAAUAAAAUAAUAGUUUCUUGUGAAAAAGGCUGAUUUGUUUGUGCACCAUGUCUAGUGCCGAUUAUUAUGGCUUCGAGUCAAUUUACAAGUUGGUGGAGGCCGCUGUUCAGGCCAAAUCGGACGUUUUGAUUGCGAUCAUCCAUUGGUAUUUGACGAAGAAUGCAUUUCGCAACGUUGGAAUCGGCGACGACAAAACACUAUCCGAUUCCGAGGAACAAAGCGAAUUGCUUCCGGAUGGUUGGAACAGCAACCCAAAAUCUUAUGCUCUGCGAUAUGUGAACGAUGGCCAGUUGUAUCUUCUGCACGGAGUGGACACCGGAGGCCUCAUGGUUGUCAAUCUGGUCCAAGUCAAAUCGCUAAGUGCGUCCAAUGUGACCUUCCAAAUCGACGAUACCGUGAAAUCGCUGAAAGGAUCCAUCACCAAGUUGAUUCCGGAGGUGGCCACCGUACUGGAUCGGGUUCGCAAAGAGCUGCUGGUUCCCGUGUUUGAAAGUAACAAGAAAGACGGCGAAACCCAGACCAAGAAGGAACCGGAAAAGGUCGAACGAGUCGACGUACGUCCGGCGAAUCCACUUCUCAUCGGCGGAGGCGUUCCGGUGGGUCGUUUCGGGUCGGACCCUUUGGGCGUGGGAAACGUCGGACGCGGCGAUCUCGAUCCUUUUGGACGUGGCGGUGGGAUGCUGUUUCAGCCCCCGGGCGGCUUCAAUCCGUUGGCCGACCUAAGAAGACCAGGUGGCAGUGGCAUCGUACCAGGAGCACGGUUCGAUCCGUUCGGACCCGCGGUCGGUCAAAAUCCACGGCCAUUCCGCCAGCCGGGCCCUGAUCCGGACCAUCUGCCACCGCCAGGAUACGAUGAUAUGUUCAUGUAGACAGAGAGGAUGUUUUCGAAGCGUGAGACAUACUUUCUUUGGAAGAAGGGAUUUGUGAUUGGAAGUCCUAGAAAUUUCUUUCGCUAUUUUUAAUUUUGAAAAGCUUUGUGAAAUUGAAUUUAUGAAAAGCAAAUAAAACAUUGUAUUUCGAAAUAAAAUGAAGUUCAAACAUU